UGAUGGUUGGUGAAGCUUUUAAUGAAAAUUUGGAAACGAUUUCGAAACUUUUGGAGAGUGGGGAAGUGUCGAGCAUUGGUGUUUAUGGUAUGGGUGGUGUAGGCAAAACGACACUGGCAAAGCACAUUCACAAUCGACUCCUCCAACACUCUCAGGGACGUGUGAUUUGGGUAACAGUCUCUCAAGAAUUUAGUGUUACGAUUCUACAAGAUAAAAUAGCUCGUUUCAUAGGUUUGGACUUUGUGGGUGAGGAUGAUGAAGAAUUAAGGGCAGAGAGACUCCAUACAACCUUUUCUCGGAUGAAGAAUUCAGUGCUGAUAUUGGAUGAUGUGUGGGAAAAUUUUGAUCUGUCAAAGGUUGGAUGUCCCAUUUCUGUUGAGUGUUGUAGGCUGAUUAUAACUACUCACUCCUUAGAAGUGUGUCGUCAAGUUUUUUGCCAAGAAGUGAUUCAAGUGGAAAUUCUACAUGAUGAUGAGGCAUGGGAAUUGUUCAAUGAAACGCUAAGAAAUGAGAUAGAACUUGAUUCUUCGGUAGAAGAGAUUGCCAGAUCUGUGGCAGAAUUGUGUGGUGGUGUGCCCCUAGGAAUUGUUACAAUGGCUGCAAGCAUGAGGGGGGAGACAACCAUUCAUACAUGGAGAGAUGCUUAUGUAGAAUUAAGAGAACUUGUCUCAGGGAAUGAUGGCAUGGGAGACGGUGAUGUUUAUACAGUAUUGAAAUAUAGUUUUGAUCGGUUGAAUAGGAAUCAUCAUAUUCAGAGUAAUGAGUUCAAUACAUUGCAACAAUGUUUCCUGCAUUGCGCGUUAUAUCCCGACGAUGAAGAAAUAAUGAGAGAGCAUUUGGUUAAAGAGUUCAUCUCAGGAGGGUUGAUGGAUGGAAGAAAGACAAGGAGAGCGCAAGGUGAGCAAGGACAUUCCGUAUUGGACAAAUUAGUGAAUGUGUGCUUAUUGGAAAGGUGUGUUGUUCCCGGUAUGUUUGGUCCUACGGAAUGUGUGAAGAUGCAUGAUCUUGUAAGAAGUAUGGCAUUGAAGAUAUGUAAGGGGAAAUAUAUGGUAAGAGCAGGAUGUAAUUUGAAGAAAUUUCCGAAAGAAGCAGAAUGGGCAAAGGAUCUGGAGAAGGUGUCCUUUAUGAACAAUGGAAUAAUGAGAAUUGAAGAAGGUAUAUCUCCCGACUGUCCUAAGCUCACAACCUUUCUUUUACGGGAUAAUGUUUGUUUGGAGUUUAUUCCAGAUUCAUUAUUUUCUAAAAUGCAAGGACUGCGCACUCUUGAUUUGUGCUCUACUAGCAUAACAAAGCUGCCGAACUCAAUCUGUGCCAUGAAGAGCCUCGAGGCAUUGCUCCUUGAGUGGUGUGAGAGGCUAGAAAAUGUGCCAUACUUGGGAGAGAUGAAAGAACUCAGGGAGUUAAACCUCUCGCACACAGCCAUCGAGGAAGUCCCUGAAGGAACUGAGGAAUUAGUCAAUCUCAAAUUCCUCGGAAUGGAUGCGCCCGAAUUAGAGAUGCUUCCAAGAGGGUUGUUUCUUAAACUGGGGAAUCUUCAGCAUUUGGAAUUACCAUCCCAUAUAAAAGUGGUAGUUGAAGAAAUUGCGAACCUGAAACAGUUAGAGGAGUUUAGCGGAAGAAUGACAACUGUGAAUGGUUUUACUUCUGUUAUAAGAAGAUGAAGGAGCAAUUUCCCUCACCCUCCUGAAAUUUAAAUCCCACAUGAGCUGCCAAGACUGAGGAAGGUGGGGAUACUACUGUCAGGAGUUCUUAACAUUGAAUGAAUUUCUGUGACAGAUUGUGGAGAAAUAGAAGAUGUGUUCGAUGAUGAAGGAACAUGAUGGUUGUGUUGUGUGUUGUUCAAUCAAUCUGCGAUCCGAUGAAUUUAUCUUAACUUAUUGUUUGUGUUGUUACUGUUACAUUGCACAUGGAUUCUGUUUUCGUAAUUCAAUCUAGUUAUCGUGAUUGUGUCUA
Salvia hispanica is the source of this 1953-nucleotide messenger RNA. NCBI's taxonomy places the organism in Eukaryota, Viridiplantae, Streptophyta, Magnoliopsida, Lamiales, Lamiaceae. The record is from RefSeq and is a predicted model, not a curated record.